AUGCUGCAGGUGGGGCUCAGCCUGCCCCGCUCCCCCGGGGGCGCGGCCGCCGCCUUCCCCAUGGCCGAGCCGGCCGCGGCCGAGGACACGGGCACCGGGCAAGCAACUGAGCACAGCCACGAUAAAAACAUCCGAGAGUUAAUGAGUGCGCUAAUUGACUCGAUCCCUGCGCGGAGGAGCUCAGACUCUGCUCUUCGCAGCGCCGGGCUGGCGCUGCCCGAGCCCUGCCUCGGGGCCGGCCCUGAGCUGAUGGGAGCGGGACAGGGCAAAGCCUCUAACCCUUCCCUUUUUAGGGGAGAACAAAGAAACCCGGGACGUGGCUGGGAGACCGGAACACCCUCAGCCAGGGUGAAACCCUGCUGGUGGGGCAGUGAAAGGUGGUCAAUAAAAGCUCUUUGUCCUACAGAGGUUCUUGGCUCAUCCCCGAUCACCAUCGUGGUCACGUCCGAGGCUGACACCUGGGACAUCGACACCUCCUCCUGCCUGGGCUGCGGGCAGUUCGUGGACUGGGACAAGAUGCCGGAGCCGCAGCAGGCGGCGCAGAUCCCGCGGGACGUGCUGGACAGGCCCCCGAAGGAGCUGAAGAGGCUGGCGAGGGAAGGCUGCUGGGGCUGGAGCCACGCGGGCCGGGCCCGGCUCUACCCCCGGCUCAUCCAGCGGGUCCCCUGCCGCCUCGUCACCCCCGACGCGCUCGUGUACAGGGACGUGGCCGGCCGGCUCUUCGGGAAGCCCAGCGUGAGCUCCCACCCUCUGCCCGAGUUCCUGGAGGGCUGCCCCAUGCCCACCUACUGCCUCAACCCGCACGGGGUCACGGCCCUGAAGAAGAUCCUCAUCUGCGUGGGCACCCUGUUCCCCGACAUCACGCACAGCCCCCUCCUGCCCGCGCUGGCGGCGCUGCUGCUGCACUACAGCGAGGACGAGGCGCAGUGCUUCGAGAGCGUCUCUCGCCUCAUCGCCAGCAACGCUCCCCACGCCGGCUACAUCGACCAGUCCUUCCUGGCCCACCAGGCCUCCUGCAUGACCUUUGGGGACCUGGCCAACAAGCACUGCCCGGCAGCCCACAAGCUCAUAGCCAGCGCCGCCGAGAACGUCCUCGAGGUCUACUCGGAGUGGCUGUCGUGGCUCUUCCCCGGGCUGCCCUUCGGCUACGCCGUGCGGGUGCUGGACGUGUUCCUGCUGGAGGGCCAGAAGGUGCUGUACCGCAUCGCCCUGGCCCUGCUCAAGCAGUUCCGGCUCUCGGUGGCCCCGGCCGGGCUGCAGGGCUCUGACAUCAAGGCAGAGCUGCAGGCUUUCGUGAGGAACAUCGCCCAGCACGUGUCUGUGGACAAACUCCUGGAGAGAGCCUUUGGCAUCCGCCUGUUCUCCCGCAAGGAGAUCUGGCUUCUGCAGAUGGCCAACAGGAAGGCGUUGAUGGAGAGGGGCAUCACCGUGGUGCAGAAAAGGCCGUCCUUCCACCUGGCUGUGGACAUGCAGAACUUCAGCUCCAGCAUUGUCACGGCACAGGAGAUGCGCCUGGUCUGGUCCUGGAUCCCUGAGCGCUUCUCGCUCUUCCCCCCGCUGCUGCUCUUCUCCACCUCCGAGGACGGCUGCAGCCUGCAGAGGUUCUACACGUGCUGUGAAGGCUACGAACCCACGGUGCUGCUCAUCAAAACCACCGAGGGGGAGGUGUGUGGGGCGUUUCUCUCCUCCGACUGGAGCGAAAGGAAGAAGAGUGGAGCCACGUCGGGCUUCUUUGGGACAGGGGAGUGCUUUGUGUUCACUGUGCGCCCCGAGGCAGAGAGGUACGAGUGGGUGUUCAUCAAGAAGCCGGAGCUGGCCAAGGCCGUGCCGCGCUCGCCUUCCCCCGCUCCCGAAGCCCGGCUCGGCCCCUCCCGGGACAGCCGCAGCUCCAGCCCCAACCACCUCGCCGUGCCCUCGCCGCAGAGGAGAGGCCGCCUGUCCCCGUUCCUGGCCGUCAGGCACUUCCUCCUGCCCUCCAAAACCGCCUCCAUGUUCAUGUCUGGCUCCCGGGACGGGAUCGUUAUCGGUGGAGGGGGAGGCCAAGCCCUGUCCCUGGACGCCAGCCUGCUCUGGGGACACACGGAGCACUGCGAGACCUUCGACAACCCCCCGCUCUGCCAGGAGAACUUCCAGGUGCAGCUCUUGGAAGUGUGGGGCUUUCAAAGCGCGUAGUUCCCGUGGGGACACCCCUCGUGUGCCACCCACGGGCACGGGGACCCCUCCCCGCGCUGGCCACCCCGGCCGGGCUGUGGCAACCUGUGCGGCAGCUCCACUCUCCAUCGUCCCCUCCGCGGUCAGACCA
Molecule: messenger RNA, 2302 nt
Organism: Catharus ustulatus (Swainson's thrush)
Lineage: Eukaryota; Metazoa; Chordata; Aves; Passeriformes; Turdidae
Product: TBC1 domain family member 24-like
Exons: 9
Coding region: 1-2172 (723 amino acids)
Source: RefSeq, a predicted model, not a curated record